CUUCAGUCCGUCAGAUUCUCUCCCAUUUCUCUCCAGUUUCUGUUCUCUUUCUGUUGGGUUGGUCUGCAGCUGGAAGACACAGCGCCGAGAUGCCACAGAGCAACAUGGACGCCAUGGGUCUGCUGCUACUCAUCAUCCAGAUCACAUCCAGCUCCGUCUAUUCUGUCUCCACCAUCUUUGAUUCCUCCACACAUAAACCCCUGGGACUCUCAACAACCGUCUACACCAACACAAGUUCUGCUUUAAGCGUCAGUAAUGAGCGAUUAUCAGACUCUGUAAAAACCCACCGGACCACCAGACAGCUCACCAGUUCCAUAGCUGACGGAGCUUCAACGCAUGUGAACGACAUCAGCAACCCUUGGACCAGGAGGUCGCUGACUACAGACUCCAAUCCUGAGGUUUCUACUUCAGUCUCAGAGCUGUCGACUUUAAACGGCGGCCAUUUUGUCUCCUCCAGUCCGGCUGCAUUCACGACUAAGCGAUCCACAGACGUAUCGGUGAGUUCGAGAGGCGUAUCAAAGAGUUCGACAGACAUAUGGGAAAGUUUGAAGAGUUUGGAGCGAUCAACACGCGUUUCUAAAUGUUCGAAGAGUCCGACAGUUGUAUCAGAGAGUCCGGAGAGUUUGACAGAAGUAUUGAAGAGUUUGACAGACGUGUCGAAAAGUUCGACACACGUAUCGGAGAGUUCGAAGAGUCCAACAGACAUUUCGGGGACUUUGACAGACGUAUCGGAGACUUCGACAGACGUAUCGGGGGCUUCGACAGACGUAUCGGGGACUUCAACAGACAUAUCAGAGAGUUGGACAGACGUGUCGAAGAGUUCGACACACGUAUCGGAGAGUUCGAAGAGUCCAACUGACAUAUCGGAGACUUCAACAGAUGUAUCGGGGACUUCGACAGAUGUAUCAGAGAGUUCGACACACUUAUCAGAGACUUCGAAUGGUGUAUCGCAGAGUUCAACACACAUAUCGGAGAGUUUGACAGCUGGAGAUGUUUUUCAGCUCAGGAAGGACGCCCAGACAACAUCACAACACCAAGAAAUUUCCACCUCCUCCAUCAGAAACCAUUCUGAAUCUGCAGCUGUGACUCUGGUUUCUUCCACAUUUAUAUCAGAGACGAACGCCACAGAUCUUCUGGUCACCUCUUAUGCUACUGUUGUUUUUUUUGCUGACACAGAGUCAAACCAAAAUACAAGUUAUACAACACAUCUAACUGCUGACAAGAACCUUUCCCCUGCAUCCUCGAUAACUGCACGUCCACCUUCGACUGCUUACGUUCCUUCAACAGCAGAUCUGACAUCUACAUCCAUCAUGGAGAAAUAUCCGCCAUCAGCCCUGUCAACCGUUUCCCAAACUUCAGCCACAGUUUCUGCGAUGCUGUCAACUGUUUCUACUGUUCAAAGUAAAGUCUCAGAAAGCACUAAGACUGAUGGAGCUCCACUAACUUCUCAAACAGCCGGGACAUUGUCUACAAGAAAUAUUUCACCCUCAAUACUGGCACCCACGAAUCUGAAAAACACACCCACAACCACGACCAAACCCACUACAACACCCACAACCACAACCCAACCCACUACAACACCCACAACCACGAACCAACCCACUACAACACCCACAACCACGACCCAACCCACUACAACACCCACAACCACGACCAAACCCACUACAACACCCACAACCACAACCCAACCCACUACAACACCCACAACCACGAACCAACCCACUACAACACCCACAACCACGACCCAACCCACUACAACACCCACAACCAUGACCAAAUCCACUACAACACCCACAACCAUGACCCAACCCACUACAACACCCACAACCUUGCCCCAACCCACUACAGCACCCACAACUAUGACCCAACCCACUACAACACCCACAACUAUGACCCAACCCACUACACCACCCACAACCAUGACCCAACCCACUCCAACACCCACAACCAUGACCAAACCUGCUACAACACCCACAACCAUGACCAAACCCGCUCCAACACCCACAACCAUGACCCAACCUACUACACCACCCUCAACCAUGACCAAACCCGCUACAACACCCACAACCAUGACGCAACCCACUACACCACCCUCAACCAUGACCCAACCCACUACAACACCCACAACUAUGACCAAACCCACUACACCACCCACAACUAUGACCCAACCCACUCCAACACCCACAACCAUGACCCAACCCACUCCAACACCCACAACCAUGACCAAACCUGCUACAACACCCACAACCAUGACCAAACCCGCUACAACACCCACAACCAUGACCCAACCUACUACACCACCCUCAACCAUGACCAAACCCGCUACAACACCCACAACCAUGACCAAACCCGCUACAACACCCACAACCAUGACCAAACCCGCUACAACACCCACAACCAUGACCAAACCCGCUACAACACCCACAACCAUGACCAAACCCGCUACAACACCCACAACCAUGACCAAACCCGCUACAACACCCACAACCAUGACCAAACCCACUACAACACCCACAACCAUGACCAAAUCCACUACAACACCCACAACCAUGACCCAACCCACUACAACACCCACAACCUUGCCCCAACCCACUACAGCACCCACAACUAUGACCCAACCCACUACAACACCCACAACUAUGACCCAACCCACUACACCACCCACAACCAUGACCCAACCUACUCCAACACCCACAACCAUGACCAAACCUGCUACAACACCCACAACCAUGACCAAACCCGCUAUAACACCCACAACCAUGACCCAACCUACUACACCACCCUCAACCAUGACCAAACCCGCUACAACACCCACAACCAUGACGCAACCCACUACACCACCCUCAACCAUGACCCAACCCACUACAACACCCACAACUAUGACCAAACCCGCUACAACACCCACAACCAUGACCAAACCCACUACAACACCCACAACCAUGCCUGAACCCACUCCAACAUCCACAACCACGACCAAAUCCACUCCCACACCCACAAUAACACCCACAACCACGACCCAACCCACUACAACACCCACAACCACGACCAAACCCGCUACAACACCCACAACCAUGCCCGAACCCACUCCAACACCCACAACCACGACACAACCCACUACAACACCCACAACCAUGACCGAACCCACUCCAACACCCACAACCACGACACAACCCGCUACAACACCUAUAACUUCAACAACUGUAGCCACAACAACAAGUACAACGCAUGCAGCUCCAAUGACAACAACCAGAACGACCACAGCUCCUGCGACUACAACUACUCCUCGGACCCCGACACCAGCAUCAGCCACCACUACCCCUGCUUCCCGCUGCUCCGUUAAUGUCACGGCCGUCAGCGUGGUCUCUGGUGUUGCCGUGGUGACGUUCAGCAGCGCUGGCGUGUCCUGUAACUUCAGUGUGUUUACAGACGACGCUCUGCUGUUCGCCGCCGUGGUCUGUGACCCGGACGGAGAGUCCCAGACCGAGUUCAGCUGCCGGGUGUCCGGGCUGGACCCCGGGACUCAGUACCGGGUAACCGUGGUGUCCAGGACGGACGGAGAAAGGAGCAACGUGUCGCUGCGCACAGCGCCGGCGUGCGUCCGUGGCCUCCAGGUGGCGCCCUCUGCCCCAGAUGGCCUCGUUGUUUCCUGGCGGGCCGGUCUGGGCCGGAGCGAGCGCUUCAGGGUUCUGCUGAUGGACCGGGACGAGGUUCUGCUGGAGAACGUCACUCUGCCAAAGAGCGCUGCCUCCACUGAGCUGCACGGCCUUCAGCCUGGGACACGGUACACUGUCACUGUGGUAACGGAGGCCGUCGGCCUGCAGAGCUCCGCCUCCAAACAGGCAUUCACAGCCCCUGGUCCUGUGCAGCAGCUGCGUGUCCGCCACGCUGAUGAAACCUCUGUGAGCGUCGUGUGGAGUCGCCCGCUCGGUGAAUGGGACGGCUUCACCGUGGUGCUCCGACAGGCGGACGCCACUGCCGUCCUGUCUCAGAGGAAUCUCUCCGGGGAAGCCAGAGAGUGCACCUUCAGCAUCCUGACCUCAGGACGCCUGUACACCAUCACCGUGACAACCAACAGCGGCAACCUGAGCAGCUCUGCCACUGUGACCGCACGGACCCGUCCAGCCCAGGUCGGCGGUCUGCGGGUCUCUAACCUCGGCAGCACCGACAGUCUGCAGACGCAGUGGGAACGCGCCGCCGGAGACCUGGACUCGUACCGCGUCCUGCUGGUACACGACAGUAGCGUCAUCAAGAACGAGAGUGUGGCGGCAGAUGCCACCAGCAUCGUGUUCCACGCUCUGAGACCCGGCGCUCUCUACCGGGUGGUGCUAACCUCGGUCAGAGCCGGACAGACGUCCAGACAGACCGUUGCAGAGGGACGCACCACCCCGGCUGUGGUGGGCGAGGUGAUGGUCAGUAACAACGGCCGGAUGGACUUCCUGAGCGUGUCAUGGCGUGCUGCUGCUGGAGACGUGGACGGCUAUGUGGUGACACUGAGCGACGACAGGAAGACGCUCCACACCGUCUCUGUCUCCACGUCCAGCACCGAGUGUGUCUUCAACUCGCUGGUGUCCGGACGCCUCUACAACAUCUCCGUCAGCGCCCGCAGCGGUGCCCAGCUCAGCCACACCGUCGUCCAGGAGAGGACACAGCCGGCGCCCGUUCAGAACCCAACAGCGACGCACGCCGCCCGGGACGACUACCUAAAGGUGUACUGGCGCCCGGCGGCCGGAGACUUUGACUUCUACGUGGUGUCCAUCAAGCACAACAACGCGUUCGUGCAGAACCAGACGGUGUUGGGGACGCAGAGCGAGUGUGUGUUCAGCGGCCUGGUGCCCGGCAGACUUUACACCGUGCUGGUGAGCACCUGCAGUGGGACGUCCCAAACCAGCGCCUCCACCCACGGACGCACCCUUCCGGCGGCGGUCCGGUCUCUGGUUCUGGCUGGCCGGGGGACAGAGGACCUGGCUGUGACGUGGUUGGCUGCUCCGGGCGACGUGGAUCACUAUGAGGUGCAGCUGCUGUUUAACGACAUGAAGGUGUUUCCCCCGGUGACGCUGGGCGCAGGCGUGGGAGCGUGCUCGCUGGCGUCGCUCACGCCCGGACGCCUCUACAAGAUCCUGGUGUCUACCUUCAGUGGGCCGAACCAGAGGGCCCGCUUUAUCCAAGGACGCACAGUUCCCAGUAAAGUGAAGAACAUCCAGGUGAGUAACGAUGGCGACAGCAGCAGUCUGAAGGUGAGCUGGACUCCCGGCCCGGGCGACGUGGACGGAUACUCUGUGUUUCUGUUCCGAGACAACCGACAGCUGGACGUCCGGCCUGUCCUCAAACACCACAACGAGGUGACGUUCGGCUCGCUGCAGCCGGGACAGACGUACAACGUGACGGUCCAGUCUGUCAGCGGAGAACUGCUCAACAACAACACGGCCGCCGGACGAACAGUGCCGGCGACGGUGACAGGGCUCCAGGUGGAGGAUCUCUCUACCUGCAGCCUGGUGCUCCGCUGGCAGGAAGCUCUUGGCGUGUCGGACGGAUACGUCCUGCAGCUCCUGGACGAGAGAGGAAGUCUGCUGACUCACUCUUUCCAGCCCUCUGGACACACAGCAUUCACGUUCAACGGCCUCACCCCAGGGAAAAAGUACCGAGUCAUAGUCCAGACCACCAGUGGAAGGGUCCACAGCCAGGGGGUCAGCGCCGAUGCUCGCACACGCCCUGCAGCCGUCACCGAUCUCUCUGUUAAAGCCAACUCAACCACCGGCCUCUCGUUCCGCUGGUCUCCGCCUGACGGGGACUUUGACCGUUACGAGAUCUCGUUGUAUAAAAGCGACGACUCGCUGCAGGAGCGACGCCGUGGCCAGUCCAGCAGUCAGCAGGUUUCCUUCCAGGGUCUCCGACCAGGAGCUGCCUACCGCAUGGUGGUGGUUACGCUUAGCGGAGAACACAGCAACCAAUCAGCUGUCUGGGCCCGCACAGUCCCAGCCGCCGUGGCGUCUCUGACGGCUCGCAGUGGGAACCAGUCUGACGCUCUGUGGGUGAGCUGGGAGCGUGGCGGCGGCGAUCUGAGUGGCUUCCUGCUGUUGCUCUACAACCCCGACGGCUCUCAGCGCGCCGAGCAGCCGCUGGGUCCAGAGGUCAGCCAGUUCAUCUUCUCGGACCUGGUUCCUGGGCGGCGGUACCAGGCCGAGCUGAAGAGUCUCAGCGGAGAGCUGAGCAACAGCGCCAGCACGCUGGGACGCACCGCUCCGAACCCUCCCAGCUCCUUCCUGUUUGGAGGGGUCACCAACACCUCCCUGGAGAUCACGUGGAGCGUUCCCGCCAACUCCGACUUUGACGACUUCGACCUGGAGUGGACUCCUCGGGACCAGCUGGCAGUCAUCAACCCAUACCACAGCCCCACGGCGGGCAGCCGCAUCUUGAGAGGGAUGUUCCCCGGCCGGCUGUACACCUUCAGCCUGCGCAGCGUCAGCGGCAUCGCUGAGCCCGGGGCCAUGCGCACCUACAGCACACCCAUCCACAACAGCAUCCGCACCAAGCCGGAGCGAGUGCACGGCCUGCACUGCCGUCCUCAGAGCUCAACCUCUAUCUCGUGUUCGUGGGCGCCGCCGGACGCCGACUUCGACUCGUACACCAUUGAGUGUCUGCGGCAGGACUCGCAGGUCCUAGUCUACUCCCGACGCACCGGCAGAGACGCCACCACAUACCGCAUCACGCAGCUGGAGCCGCACCGACGCUACAGCGUCUCUGUGAAGGUCAUUUCGGACCGGACGACCAGUGAGGAGGCCCGGGACAGCGUGGUCACCAUGAUCGACCGUCCCCCGGUGCCCCCCCUCAGUACGCGGGUCAGCGACCGCUCCGCUAUCGUCACCAAGUCCUCCAUCUUCUUCAGGUUUAACUGCAGCUGGUUCAGCGACGUCAACGGAGCCAUCAAGUUCUUCGCUGUGGUGGUGGCUGAGUCUCAAGGUGUGGAUGAGCAGCAGCCGGAGCAGCAGCACCCCUUACCCUCCUACCUGGAAUAUAAAUCCAACAGCUCCAUAAAAUGCUACCAGAGCGGCUUCUUCCCCAGUCAGUGCAGCGACGGCAGUGCCGGCAGCAACCAAAGCUUCCAGAUCACCGUGGGGACGGGGAUGGACUCGCUGGGCGGCUCCUGUGAUCCAGAGACCCGCAGAGACCGGAACCUGUUCUGUGACGGACCGCUGAAACCCAAAACUGCCUACAGGCUCAGUGUCCGAGCGUUCACUCAGCUGUUUGAUGAAGAGAAGAAAGACUUCAGCGCUCCGCUGUACAGUGACACGUACCUGUCACUGCCGGUCGUCACCGAGCCAGAGCCUCUGAGCGGCGUGAUUGAGGGAAUCAGCGCCGCCAUGUUCCUCAUCGUCAUGAUGGUGGGAGUCACGGUUCUGCUGGUCUGCAGACAGAAGGCUCGCAAAGUGGUGGAGGAGAGAACGAGCGUCAGGAUGAACGUGAGGAGAGACGUUCCGACUUCAGGAGUCCUCCACGGAGUCAGAGGGAACCGCAGAGUGUCCAGUCCCAUUAAGACGGUGAACUUUGAGAGUCAUUUCAUCAAACUGCAGGCCGACUCCAACUACCUGCUGUCUCAGGAGUACGAGGACCUGAAGGACGUGGGCCGGAACCAACCGCUGGACUCGGCUUUGCUGCCAGAGAACCGCGGCAAGAACCGCUACAACAACAUCCUGCCCUACGACUCGACGAGAGUGAAGCUUUCCUACGUAGAUGAUGAUCCGUGCUCCGACUACAUCAACGCCAGCUACAUCCCUGGGAAUAACUUCCGGAGGGAGUACGUAGCGACGCAGGGUCCUCUGCCGGGAACUAAAGAUGAUUUCUGGAAGAUGAUCUGGGAACAAAACGUCCACAACAUGGUGAUGGUCACGCAGUGUGUGGAGAAAGGGAGGGUGAAGUGUGACCAUUACUGGCCCUGUGAUCAGGACUCUCUGUACUACGGAGACAUGAUCGUCCAGAUGUUGUCCGAGUCCGUUCUUCCUGAGUGGACCAUCCGGGAGUUCACCAUCUGCAGCGAUGAGCAGCGGCGCGUGUCUCGGCUGGUCCGGCAGUUCCACUACACCGUGUGGCCGGAUCACGGCGUCCCCGACACCACGCACUCCCUCAUCCAGUUCGUCCGCACCGUCAGGGACUAUGUCAACAGAAGUCCUGGAUCUGGACCCACUGUGGUCCACUGCAGUGCCGGUGUGGGUCGGACAGGGACCUUCAUCGUUCUGGAUCGGGUUCUGCAGCAGCUGGACACCAAGGACACGCUGGAUAUCUACGGCGCCGUCUUUGACCUGCGACUUCACCGAUCACACAUGGUGCAGACGGAGUGCCAGUACUCGUACCUCCAUCAGUGCGUCCGGGACGUCCUGAGAGCUAGGAAGCUCCGCAGCGAGCAGGACAACCUCCUCUGCCCCAUCUAUGAGAACUACAACUCCCAGAGAGGGGAGAACUACAACUCCCAGAGAGGUGGGAACUACAACUCCCAGAGAGAGCCGCUGUGCAGCAGACGGUAAAGAUUGUAAUGACUACUGAGCACUACAGGGAAACAUGGCAAUUAUAUUUUUAUAUUUUAUAUCAGUGUUUAUAUCAGAAAACUUUAUUUAUGUAACAACAGAACUGUACAUAAAGGCUACUUCAUAUCUGUGUGUAUAUGUAUAUUUUUCAGAUAGUUCUUCUGUUUUAAAUU
Molecule: messenger RNA, 8689 nt
Organism: Sander lucioperca (pikeperch)
Lineage: Eukaryota; Metazoa; Chordata; Actinopteri; Perciformes; Percidae
Product: receptor-type tyrosine-protein phosphatase beta-like
Exons: 31
Coding region: 90-8516 (2808 amino acids)
Biological process (GO): angiogenesis; protein dephosphorylation
Molecular function (GO): cadherin binding; protein tyrosine phosphatase activity
Source: RefSeq, a predicted model, not a curated record